This is a messenger RNA of Menidia menidia (Atlantic silverside), 1802 nucleotides long. The record is from the annotation of a GenBank genome assembly. NCBI's taxonomy places the organism in Eukaryota, Metazoa, Chordata, Actinopteri, Atheriniformes, Atherinopsidae.
ACUAUUGUAAAUAUAUAUGCAUAUGUAUAUAUAUGCAUAUACACAUGUAUACAUUGGUAGAUAGAUACAUAAUUAAACAUAUACAUUCAUUUGUAUUUAAACCAUACUAAUUUGAUGUUUUUCUGUCUUUUAUGCCUCAAACUGGAUCAUAUAUGCUGUCCUUUUUCCAGUGGACUGGCAUGACUGAGUGUCUCAGCAGCCUCCAGACAGUCAGGACAAAAACCCGAUGCCACUCAGAGCGAGGCGUUCCGUCAUCCAGACGAAAACAAACCAAAGAUAACUCAUGACAUCAGGUCACACGAACUUCAGUUCCUGGAUGGCGGUCCUGAGUCAAUCCCACUUCCAAGCCGGAUUUCUAAAAGGGGGUACUGGCUGACAAAAAAAAAAAAAAGGGACGGCAACACCGGAAUGAGGAAAUUGACGAGAGCAAAGCAUGUGCAAAACAAAGUUGUCCAUUGCUGAUAACCACAGAACCUGACGGACCGCAGGUCAGUCCACUCACAAGUCUCUCAGGAGGAGAUCAGAUCGCUCGUCCGUCUGCCGCGCGCACAGAGAGGACAAUAAAAGCCCUCCCUCAUCCCCCCUCCAGCGUUCUACGAUGUCUUUUCUGCUCCUCACAGUGAUGUCCUCCCUCGUGGUGUGGGAUGCUGAGGCGUGGAGCGCCAUCGGGAGGUACGCGGUCAGCUGCCCGGACAGAUGCGGCGCGGAGCGGUGCGGCGCGCAGCGGUGCGCGCGCACCGUGCUGGACGACUGCGGCUGCUGCCCGGUGUGCGCCGCGGCCAGAGGGGAGCACUGCUACCGCACCGUGUCGGGGAUGCACGGGGUGAAGUGCGGCCCGGGAUUAUUCUGCGAGUUCUACAAGGAUGAGGACGACUACGGAGACGAAUACGGGAUCUGCAAAGACUGCCCGUAUGGAACCUAUGGAGUGGAGUGCCGUAAGACCUGCAGCUGUAAAGGGGGCAUAUGUGACAGGGAGAAUGGAGCUUGUCUCACCCUCACAUUCUUUGCCAAAAUCGCCAGCAAGCUCAGGACUGAGCCACAGACAGGAGGUGAACUGGGAUCUGGAGAAGUCCGCUCUGGCCAGAGCGCAGAGCAGCUCACAGGCAGGUCAUCCGCUCCAAAGCGGCUCAACCCCCGCUGACAAGUGCUGACCAGACUGAGCUGUUCAGUGGAAAUGUAGCGUUAACUUAUAAAUUAACCUAAAAUUGUAUAUUUUAUUAUCUAAAAGCAUUUCUUCCCUGCAGUUAGGCAUUUUAUUUGAUUUUUUUAGAUCCUUAAUUGGCUCUAACAUAUUUCUUAUGAAUUUGUACCUUAAAUUAUGUUAUAAUGUUUAGAUGUUCUAGCUCUUUUUUUCUGAUCCUUUUUCUACUCAGUUCAUUUUUGUGUUGUUGCUUUUUUAGUGUGCCUUCAUGUUUAUUAAUGCUGCUGAAAACUGACAAAAGACUAAAGGAUAAAGUAUUCUGAACUAUUCUACAAGUCUGCAGCAUUUUUAUCUAUUGGCAUUAUAAAAUUCCAAACAAUAUUUUUUUUGAAUGGCACAGACAAACUCAUGACUUGUAGAAUGCAGAUAACAUAUUCUAAAAAAACAUGUAUAUUGCUGCAAUAAAACCAGUUAUUACUGAUUUAGUGUUUUUUGUUUGAUUGUCCAGUUUAUACAAUAUCUUAUUAAGCUUCAUCUGGAAUAGUUUAAUAUAACAUCCCUGUUUAUCAUGCAGUAUUGAAGCCGCCAUACAUGCAUUUGCAAGUGUGUUUAUUGCAUUUUAAACACUGUAAACUCUAACAAUAAAAUAUAAUUAAUUAAA